AUGGAGGUCCUGCCCGCCGGCGGGGGCCGGACGGGGCUCCCGCAGCCUGAGGUGAGGCCGGAGGACGCGGGCCCCAGAGCGCCCCUGGUUGUAAACCUGCCAGGGGCGCCCCCGGUGGAGCGAGCGCGGGGCUCCCGGGACUCCUGGGAAGGCGAGGAGGACCCGGAGCCCGCCGAGCCUCGGGGCAGCUGCACGGCGUCCCUGGUGAGCGGGUUGCUCACAGAGCUGUACAGCUUCACGGAGGAGGAGGAGGCGGCCAGCGGGGGCCGCGGGCCCGGGGGCCGCCAGCGGCGCCGAGACAGCCUCGACAGCUCCACGGAGGCCUCGGGCUCCGACGUGUUCCUGGGCGGCCGCGGCGGCGCCGGAGACUCCCGUGUGCUGCAGGAGCUGCAGGAGCGGCCGAGCCAGCGGCACCAGAUGCAGUACCUGUGGCAGAAAGACACAAAUGAACUGAAGAUGAUCCUUCGAGAGCUAAAGUACAGGAUUGGCGUUCAAUCGGCGAAAUUACUCCGGCAGCUGAAGCAGAAAGAUAGGCUUGUGCACAAAGUACAGAGGAACUGCGAUGUUGUGACAGCGUGUCUGCAGGCUGUGUCUCAGAAGAGAAGAGUUGACACAAAGUUGAAGUUCACACUUGAGCCAUCUUUAGGUCAAAAUGGUUUUCAGCAGUGGUAUGAUGCGCUCAAAGCAGUCGCCAGACUAUCAACAGGAAUACCAAAGGAAUGGAGGAGAAAGGUUUGGUUGACCUUGGCAGAUCAUUAUUUGCACAGUAUAGCCAUUGAUUGGGACAAAACCAUGCGCUUCACUUUCAAUGAAAGGAGUAAUCCUGAUGAUGACUCGAUGGGAAUUCAGAUAGUCAAGGAUCUUCACCGCACAGGCUGCAGUUCUUACUGUGGCCAGGAGGCUGAGCAGGACAGGGUUGUGUUGAAGCGGGUUCUGCUGGCCUACGCCCGAUGGAACAAGAAUGUCGGGUAUUGCCAAGGCUUUAACAUCCUAGCUGCACUAAUUCUGGAAGUGGUGGAAGGCAAUGAAGGCGAUGCUCUGAAAAUUAUGAUUUACCUUAUUGACAAGGUACUUCCUGAAAGCUAUUUUGUCAACAAUCUCCGGGCACUGUCUGUGGAUAUGGCCGUCUUCCGAGACCUCUUGAGACUGAAGCUCCCUGAAUUAUCUCAGCACCUGGAUACUCUUCAGAAAACUGCAAACAAGGAAAGUGGAGGUGGAUAUGAGCCCCCACUUACGAAUGUCUUCACGAUGCAGUGGUUUCUGACUCUCUUCGCUACGUGCCUCCCUAACCAUACGGUUUUAAAGAUUUGGGAUUCAGUCUUCUUUGAAGGUUCGGAAAUCAUCCUAAGGGUGUCGCUGGCUAUCUGGGCAAAACUGGGAGAGCAGAUAGAAUGUUGUGAAACAGCAGAUGAAUUCUAUAGCACCAUGGGGCGCCUUACCCAGGAGAUGCUGGAGAAUGAUCUUCUGGAAAGCCAUGAACUCAUGCAGACUGUGUAUUCUAUGGCUCCAUUUCCUUUUCCACAGUUGGCAGAGCUGAGGGAAAAAUACACCUACAACAUUACACCAUUCCCAGCCACAAUUAAGCCCACCUCAGUUUCUGGACAACGUGGUAAGGUCAGAGACAGCGAUGAAGAGAAUGACCCAGAUGAUGAAGAUGCUAUUGCUAAUGCAGUGGGGUGUCUCGGACCUUUUAGUGGGCUCCUGGCACCUGAACUGCAGAAGUACCAAAAGCAAGUUAAAGAACCAAAUGGGGACCAGAAUCUGAGAUCCAAUAACAUUGCGGAGCUGAGUCCAGGAGCGAUCAAUUCCUGCCGAAGUGAAUACCACGCAGCUUUUAACAGUAUGAUGAUGGAACGCAUGACCACAGAUAUCAACGCGCUGAAGCAGCAAUAUUCUCGGAUUAAAAAGAAGCAGCAGCAGCAGAUUCAUCAGGUGUAUAUCAGGGCAGACAAAGGGCCAGUGACCAGCAUUCUCCCAUCUCAGGUAAACAACUCUCCAGUUAUAAACCACCUUCUUUUAGGAAAGAAGAUGAAAAUGUCCAACAGAGCUGCCAAGAAUGCUGUCAUCCACAUCCCUGGUCACACAGGAGGCAAAAUAUCUCCUGUCCCCUAUGAAGACCUUAGGACCAAGCUCAAUUCUCCAUGGCGAACUCACAUCCGGGUCCACAAAAAGAACACGGCGAGGACCAAGAGUCAGCUGGGCUGUGGGGACACCAUCGGGCUGAUAGACGAGCAGAAUGAGGGCUGCAAGACUCACAGUCUGGGGGCAGUGCAGGCAUUUUCCCCCGAUUGUGCGGGGGAAGCUCAAAGGGAAGGUGGCAGCUCCGACGGCGGCACUGGGAGGACCAUCGAAGGGCAGUCUCCAGAGCCGCUGUUUGGGGAUGCUGAUGCUGAUGUGUCUGUGGUCCAGGUGAAGUUAGAAGCCUUGGAACUGAACCCAAGGGAUGCUGCUGCUGAAACUGAUCCCAAGGUGCACCUGCCCUGCCAGCAGCACCUCCCGGAGCCUCCGGAUGCACCCGGAGGAAACAAGGCCCCUGGCAAGUCUCCCCAAGGCAGCCACCCGAAAACUCCCAUCUUUAGCCCCUUUCCCAGCGUCAAGCCACUGCGGAAGUCAGCCACUGCCAGGAAUUUGGGAUUAUAUGGUCCUACAGAAAGAACCCCAACCGUGCACUUUCCUUACAUGAGCAGGAGCUUCAGCAAGUCCAGCGGUGGAAACAGUAGUACUAAGAAACGGUGACAUCUUUCAGCAACUGUGUAUCCACAUUCACCUCUUCAUGGUGGCAGAAGGGUUCCAGCCGGAUGGCUCCAAGAGAGCUUCAGUUGUCCAUUGAAAACGAAGAGAUAGAUAGGUUCAGAGAUGAGCAACGGUCCAUAAAAAUGGGAAUUGGAAAUUUUAUAAUGGGUGCUAGAAUAGGGAUGUCUUCCGAUCAUCAAUACAGUGGG
Molecule: messenger RNA, 2942 nt
Organism: Physeter macrocephalus (sperm whale)
Lineage: Eukaryota; Metazoa; Chordata; Mammalia; Artiodactyla; Physeteridae
Gene: TBC1D30
Product: TBC1 domain family member 30
Exons: 13
Coding region: 1-2736 (911 amino acids)
Cellular component (GO): endoplasmic reticulum
Source: RefSeq, a predicted model, not a curated record